Messenger RNA from Onychomys torridus (southern grasshopper mouse), 888 nucleotides. It is a transcript of the gene Stx19, whose product is annotated as syntaxin 19. The transcript has a single exon. The record is from RefSeq and is a predicted model, not a curated record. Gene Ontology annotation, biological process: intracellular protein transport; exocytosis; synaptic vesicle fusion to presynaptic active zone membrane. Gene Ontology annotation, cellular component: SNARE complex; synaptic vesicle; plasma membrane. Gene Ontology annotation, molecular function: SNARE binding; SNAP receptor activity. The coding region runs from base 1 to 888 and encodes 295 amino acids. NCBI's taxonomy places the organism in Eukaryota, Metazoa, Chordata, Mammalia, Rodentia, Cricetidae.
AUGAAAGACCGCCUUCAGGAAUUAAAACAGAAAAGCAAGGAAAUCGAAAUCGAACUCUCUCGGGAGAGUCGGGUGUUUGGAGAAGCAGAGGAACGAGGCGUGCUUGUCCAGCAAGCUAUUAUUUAUGAGAGAGAACCUGUAGCUGAGAGACACCUACAUGAGAUCCAAAAACUGCAGGAGACUAUCAACAGCUUUGCUGAUGAGAUUCAAAAGUUUGGACAGCAGCAGAAAAGUCUGGUGGCUUCCAUGAGACGGUUUAGUCUACUUAAACGGGACUCUACCAUUGCAAAGGAGCUAAAAACCCAAGCGGAACACAUUAACAGAGCACUGGGUGACUUAGUCAAAGAAGUAAAAAAGUCAGAGGUUGAAAACGGUCCGUCAUCAGUGCUCACGAGGAUACUUAAGUCUCAGUACGCCGCCAUGUUCCGCCACUUUCAGCAAACCAUGUUUCUAUACAACGACACGAUAGCUUCCAAGCAAGAGAAGUGCAAGACAUUUAUCAUCCGUCAGCUGGAAGUGGCUGGAAAAGAAGUGUCUGAAGAAGAAGUGAACGACAUGCUUCAUCAGGGAAAAUGGGAAGUGUUUAAUGAAAGCUUACUCACAGAAACGAGUAUCACUAAAGCCCAGCUCUCGGAGAUUGAACAGAGACACAAGGAACUUGUGAAUCUGGAGAACCAAGUGAAGGACCUCAGGGACCUUUUCAUGCAGAUCUCUCUUCUGGUAGAGGAACAAGGAGAAAGCAUCAACAACAUUGAGGUCAUGGUGACCAGCACAAAAGAGUAUGUUAUCAAUACCAAAGAGAAGUUCGGACUCGCUGUAAAAUACAAAAGAAGAAACCCCUGCAGGGCCCUGUGCCGUUGCUGCUGCCCAUGCUGCGGCUCCAAAUAG